AUGAGCCUCAGAAUCAUGAAUGAUAUUCUGAAGACAUACAAAGCCAGUCUGAGGAAGAAGUUUGGAUUUGUGUUAGAAGGCACUGCAGUAGAUCGAACUCCCCUUAAUAGGAUUUACACACAGCUCUACAUCACACAGGGAGAGAGUGAAGGGGUUAAUAAAGAACAUGAGGUUCGGCAGAUUGAAUAUACAUCCAGGAGAAAAACAUCACCAGACACUCCUAUCGACUGUAAUAACAUUUUCAAACCCUCACAUGGAGAAGAGGAACACAUCAGAACUGUGCUGACGAAGGGCAUCGCUGGAAUCGGAAAAACAGUCUCAGUGAAGAAAUUCAUCAUCGACUGGGCAGAAGGACAAGCCAAUCAGGAUGUAGAUUUCAUCUUUGUGCUUCCUUUCAGAGAGCUGAAUCGGAUUAAAAACCAAUGCAGUCUUCAUGGACUUUUAAAUGGUUUUCAUCCUGAACUUUCUGUGAUAGAAGACGCAAAGCAGUACACUGAUUGUAAAGUUUUGUUCAUCUUUGAUGGUCUGGAUGAAAGCAGACUUCCUUUGGAUUUCCAAAACAACAAGACACUGUUUGAUAUGACACAGAUGUCAUCAGUAGACGAGUUGCUGACUAACCUCAUCGAGGGGACUCUGUUUUCCAAAGCGCUCCUCUGGAUAACCUCCAGACCAGCAGGAGCCAAUCAGAUCCCCCGCGACUUGGUCAGUCGGAUGACAGAAGUACGAGGUUUCACUGACACCCAGAGAGAAGAAUACUUCAAGAAGAGAUUCGGUGAAGGCAAACUAGCCAACAAAAUAAUCUCACAUGUAAAGACAUCAAGGAGCCUCCACAUCAUGUGCCACAUACCAGUCUUCUGUUGGAUCACUGCAAAGGUUCUAGAGGACGUGUUUCGUGGACAGAGAAAUGAGAUCGGAGAGAUCCUUACAACUCUGACUGAGAUGUACAUUCGCCUCAUGGUCAUUCAGAUAAACCUGGCAAAUGAAAAGUAUCAGGGGCAGAAUGAGAGGGAUAGACAGAAGAUCUUGGCAACAAAUAAAGUCUUCAUUUUGAACCUGGCACAAUUAGCAUUUGAACAGCUGCAAGAGGGCAAUAUCAUAUUCGACGAGGAUGACCUGAGAAACUGUGGGAUUGAUGUUAGUGAAGCCUCAACGUACUCUGAGUUUUGCACAGAAUUCCUCAAAGAAGAGUGUGGGUUGUAUACAAAGGUGUACUGCUUUGUGCACCUGACCUUUCAGGAGUUCCUUGCUGCACUGCAUGUCUUUCACUGCUGUGUGAGCAACAACAUCAAGGCCCUUGAGUCUUUCCUGGAGAAUGCUUCUACAGCGCUUCCCUUGCAUGAGUUGCUGAAGAUGAUGGUGGACAAAGCCACGAAUAGUCCAAAUGGACACCUGGACCUAUUCCUCCGCUUCCUUGUUGGCAUAACACUGGAAUCCAAUCAGAGGUUGUUGCAAGGCCUACUUCCAAAAACAAAGAUCAGCUCAGAGACUGUUGAGGAGAUUAGGAAAUACCUCAAGAAUCCUGGUGCACAUCAUGUCUCACCUGAAAGGUACAUCAACCUUUUCCUCUGUUUGACUGAGAUGAAGGACAAUUCAGUUCAGGAGAACGUUCAGAAGUUCCUUGAGUCAGGAGAAGAAUUGUCUCCUGCUGACUGCUCAGCACUGGCCUAUGUGCUUCUGAUGUCAGAGGAGGUGCAGGAUGAGUUUGACUUGGUGAAAUACAACACAUCAGAGGAGGGGCAUGACAGACUGGUCCCAGCUGUGAGAAACUGCAGAAAGGCAAGACUGUCUGGCUAUACUCUUUCAAAUCAGGUCUGUGACACACUGGCCUCCGUUCUCCAAUCAGCAUACUCACCUCUGAGAGAGUUGGACCUGAGGAACAGUGAGCUGUUUGAUGAUGGAGAGUUAAUACUUUUUUCUGGACUGGAGGAUCCACACUGUAAACUGGAGACACUGAGUAUGAAGGAACACCCAGGAGACUCAGGAGUGAAGCUGCUCUCUGCUAAACUGGAGGAGGCCCGUUGUAAACUCAAUGUGGACCAUAAUGAAGAGAUCUGGAUAGAACCACAGCUGCUUAAGAAGUAUGCCUGUGAGCCCAUACUAGACCUCAACACAGUAAGCAGACUCCUAUCUCUGUCUCAACAAAACAGACAGGUGACAGGGGUUCGAGAGCAGCAGCCGUAUCCUGAUCACCCAGAGAGAUUUGACUGUCCACAGGUGCUGUGUACAGAGGGUCUGAGUGGGCGCCAUUACUGGGAGGCAGAGGGGAGUGGGCACUUGACUGUCAUAGGAGUGGCAUAUAAAGGAAUCAGCAGAAAAGGAAAUGGUCGUGUCUGUAAGCUUGGAUCCAAUGACAAUUCCUGGUGUCUAGCCUGCUCCAAGUACCAUGACUCUGCCGACUACAAUAAUGAAACCACUAAAAUAACCUCCCCCGCAAAGCUAUCCGAGCAAAACAAGGGAGUAGGAGUGUUUCUGGACUGUCCUGCUGGAACUGUCUCCUUCUAUGAGGUCUCCUCUGACACAAUGACCCACCUUUAUACAUUCCAGACCACAUUCACUGAGCCCCUCUAUCCAGCAUUUGGAAUCGAGACUACAAACUCCUCAGUGUCUUUCGGGGUUGCCAGUAGUCCUGUAGAGGCUAACAGGCCAUCGGUGGAAGAAUUUCAAGAAUUGGGUGGUUUUUCCUUAAUUGGAGGAUUUCUUCAUAAAAAUCUUUUCCAUUACAGAAACUGAAGAAGUUUUUAUUGGAGUGAUUUUCAUUGAUUGUGCCAACAUUAAGUAAUUACAAUCUCAUCGAGGUCAAUCAUUGAAUAUAAAGGACUGUUUUUGUAUAAGAUAUGGGAAUAUUACUGUUUGUGAAAUGUUUGCGUUGCUUCACACACAACAUGCCUGCUUGGUGCUGUAUCUGAUUCUGAAAACUGCUGACUACUAAUGACAACAUAUGUUGAUUUACUGACCUUAUUGCAGACACAUAUGUCUAUUUUUCCCACAAUCAUCAGACAUUACAUCAAUACUGGAGGGGGAGUAGACGACUUCCUCUGAUAAACAUGAUGACAUGCUUUCAUAAGCAUGAGAAAUGUUUUCUCUACUUGUAUUAUUUGAAAAGUACUAUGAAUGGGAUGUAAAGCUUCAACAAUGUUUUGAAUGUUAGAUGAAAUUGUGAUGUGCUUAUAUACAGUUGAAGUCGGAAGUUUACAUACACUUAGGUUGGAGUCAUUAAAUCUCGUUUUUCAACCA
Coregonus clupeaformis (lake whitefish) is the source of this 3234-nucleotide messenger RNA. Its product is annotated as protein NLRC3-like. Lineage: Eukaryota; Metazoa; Chordata; Actinopteri; Salmoniformes; Salmonidae. The record is from RefSeq and is a predicted model, not a curated record. The coding region runs from base 1 to 2730 and encodes 909 amino acids. The transcript is spliced from 7 exons. Gene Ontology annotation, molecular function: protein binding.